AUGAACUAAGAUCAUGUUAGUUAACACACUUAGAGUCAGACUCCUUACAAUCACGAACCAAACCCUUAGUUGUCAAGUAAUUAAUCAUUGCAUAUCAUGGUAGAAUAUUAAUAAAUAAAUUGAAGAACCCAGAACAAUUAUAACUAAUUUAAGAAAUUGAAGAAGAAUAAUAACAACCUCAAAAACAACGUUUACGAUUAAGUUUAGAUUCUGAUAGGGAUAGAGAUAGGGAGAGUGUUGGGAAUUAGUGGAUAAAGUAGAGACCUGGUAGUUCUAGUCCAUCAGAUUAAAAAACAGUGAAAAAUAUAACAAAUAAAAGUGGAAGUCAAGCUUUAGUUAGUGGUAAUGGACGUUCCAGUAAAACUCCAUAAGAUUUCUAAGAGGAAAUCAUCCCUUAAGUUAGAAGUAUUCUAAAAUAAGGCACAUUUAUAAGUCAUUCCUCAUAGCCUAGAAGCAGAGGUUUAAGACCUAGUAGAUUAUAAAGGUAUGUAUUUAUAUUUGAAUUUGGUAGCUUACAUAGUUUACCAUAAUCAAUUAAAAAAAAUCGUAUAUAUCCAGAAGAAAUAAGAGAUAAUAUUGGUUCAAAUUAGAAUGAUUCCUUAUCUGAUGAUUCAUUUUUUGAAGAAACUGAACUGAACGAAUUAGGAGAUGAAACUAGAUAUAGAUUUGAUAAAAGGUAGUCAAUAUUAUUUGAAAUAUAGAUAUGCUCAUCUUAAAUAUAUCAUAUUUCCAGAUGAUCCAACAAAAUUGUGUUGGGAUAUUUUAGUAGUAAUGGCAUUAUUAUAUGUUUGCAUAAUGGUUCCUUAUGAUAUCUCAUUUAAGGAUGAUAACCAAGAAGAAACAACAAUAUAAUUUGGUUUAGGGUUAGCAAUAGAUCUUCUUUAUGGGAUAGAUAUAAUCGUCAAUUUUAUGAGUGCAUAUGUGGAUGAUUAAGAUGAACUGGUUGUUGAUAGAACAACCAUUAUUAAACAUUAUUUAAAAAGCUGGUUUCUUUUAGAUAUAAUUUGUGUUAUACCUUUAGAUUAUAUACUUGAUAAUAAUGAUACUUCAGGAUAUUAGAAAUUUGCUAAGCUUCCAAAGGCUUAUAAAAUGAUUAAAUUAGUAAAGAUGUCUAGAAUGUUAAAAUUUUGUGUGUAAAAGAAAAAAUUUGGAGAGUUGAUAACAUCAUUUUCUAAUAUUACAGUAAUAAUUAUUAUAUAAUAUAGUAAAAUAUAAGAGUGAUGAUAAUUUCAUUAUUUUCAGUAAUCCUUGUAAGUCAUCUAUUUUCUUGUUUUUGGUAUUUUAUAGGAACUAUUUCAUCAGAAUCAGAAACUUGGAUAACACAUUAUAUAGGAGAUUAAACAAAUGUUGAAAGAUAUAUUAUGAGUCUCUAUUGGGUAUUUUAAACUAUGGCUACAACUGGUUAUGGUGACAUAUCAGCAACAAAUAGUACAGAGUAAAUGAUUGCAAUAUUUAUAAUGAUAAUAGGUGUUGUAUUUUUCUCUGUCACUAUUGGUUCUGUGAGUUCUUUACUGACUUAAUUGGAUACUUAAAACUUAAAAUAUAAAGAAAAAAUUGAUACUCUUAAUGAAAUAACAAAAAAUCAUAAAAUUGAUAAUGCACUUUAUGCUAAAAUUUGCAAAGUCUUAAAAUAAGGUUAUAAAAAUAAUUAAAAUGAAGUUGUAGAAUUUUUACAUUUACUUCCAUAAAAUUUAAGAACUGAAUUAUCUUAAGCAAUGUAUAAGAAUGUAUUUCUAGGAAUUGAUCUUUUUAAAUAGAAACCAUUAAGAUUUACAGCUUAUAUUGGACCAUUAUUAACCAUUCUAAGAAUACCUGAAGGAGAUGUAAUAUACAAUGAGGGAGAUUAUGCAAGUGAGAUUUAUUUUAUUAGAGAAGGAAGUGUUUCUUUGUGUAUUAAAGAAUGUGAUUAUCACCCUUUCGUUACUAUAGAAGCAGGAUAAUAUUUUGGAGAAAUUGAAUUAAUUAAAGAAACAUAAAGGAAAUAUACUGCUAUUACAUAAAAGUAAUCGGAAUUAUUAGCAUUAUCAAAAUCACAUUUCUUUAAAAUAUUUUUUUCGGAAUUUAGAGAAAUAGGUGAAGAAUUACAUGAAGAUGCUCGUAGAAAAAAGAGAGAUUAUGAAGAUAAAUAUACAAAAACUAAGGCAUAUUUAUAAGGAUUAGAAUAAAAAGCUGAAUAAUAAAUUAUUGAAGCUAAUAAUUAACCAAAAUAAAAAUUAGGUUUAGAAAAAUUUAAAUUAAAUUUAAUAUUUUAAGCUUAAACCAAAAAAGGUUUCUUGGAUAAAGCAAUUAAAGAAACAGAGUAAUUGGCAUCUAGUGAAUUAAAGAGGAAAAUGACCAAAUUAAAGACUGUUUUACUUUAAAAAGGAAUAAUAAAUAAAUUUGAUGAAAAUAGUCCUACAAAAAUAUCUCCAAAAAUUCUUAAACGUAAUACUCUCAAUAGUGAAUAUUAAUCAAGAAAAAUAGAUAAGAAAAAUACAUUUUUACCAAUGGAAAUAGUUUAAUAAGCAUUAUAAUUAAGUUCAGAAGAUGACAAAUAACCUUAAAAUAAUUAAUAAGAAUAAAAUGCAUUUAGAUUUCCAAAAAAGGCUAUGACAGCAUUUAUAUAAGUAGAACAAAAUUAAAAUUAGGAAGAAUUUGUAACAUCUUAAGAUGGUAUGAUAAAUUCUUAGCAUCCUUCAUCAUAUAACACUAACAUUUAGUUUUUAAAAAAAAGAAAAAAACAAUUAUAUCUUUGA
Paramecium pentaurelia is the source of this 2735-nucleotide messenger RNA. The record is from the annotation of a GenBank genome assembly. NCBI's taxonomy places the organism in Eukaryota, Ciliophora, Oligohymenophorea, Peniculida, Parameciidae.